Cydia fagiglandana is the source of this 2578-nucleotide messenger RNA. It is a transcript of the gene AMPKalpha, whose product is annotated as 5'-AMP-activated protein kinase catalytic subunit alpha-2. Gene Ontology annotation, biological process: intracellular signal transduction; protein phosphorylation. The record is from RefSeq and is a predicted model, not a curated record. The transcript is spliced from 8 exons. Gene Ontology annotation, molecular function: protein serine/threonine kinase activity; ATP binding. Gene Ontology annotation, cellular component: cytoplasm. Lineage: Eukaryota; Metazoa; Arthropoda; Insecta; Lepidoptera; Tortricidae. Bases 163 to 1734 code for a protein of 523 amino acids.
AAAAUUAUUAAUCUAUCUCGUGUUUCCUGGUUAUAUUUGUGAGUAAUGUAAUUACGUUUCAAUUUCAAAACCAGAUUUCCGUGUUAAUGCGUGUAACUAUCGUGAUCUAACUAGAAAAUUAAAGUGGAUCCAUGUAAGGUUAAUAUCACGUAACAGUUUAAAAUGGAGAAGCCUGACAAGCCAGUGGCCAGCGGGGUGCAGCCGAUCGUGAAGAUCGGGCACUACACCCUGGGCGCCACGCUCGGGGUCGGCACCUUCGGGAAAGUGAAGAUCGGCGAACACCAGCUCACCAAGCAUAAGGUGGCCGUGAAGAUUCUGAACCGACAGAAGAUCAAGUCGCUCGAUGUUGUCGGAAAAAUCCGUCGUGAGAUACAAAAUCUUAAGUUGUUCCGGCAUCCGCAUAUUAUUAAAUUGUAUCAGGUGAUCUCUACUCCGACGGACAUCUUUAUGAUAAUGGAGUAUGUGUCGGGCGGGGAGUUGUUUGACUACAUAGUAAAACGCGGCAAGCUGCAGGAGCAUGAAGCUCGCAGGUUCUUCCAACAGAUAAUCUCUGGUGUGGACUACUGCCACAGACACAUGAUCGUGCACCGGGACCUCAAGCCAGAGAACCUGCUGCUUGACCACAACAUGCACGUCAAGAUUGCGGACUUCGGUCUGUCUAAUAUGAUGAUGGAUGGAGAGUUUUUGAGGACUUCCUGUGGCUCACCAAACUAUGCUGCUCCUGAGGUGAUAUCUGGCAAGCUUUACGCCGGCCCGGAAGUCGACGUGUGGUCCUGCGGCGUCAUCCUCUACGCCCUCCUCUGCGGCACCCUGCCCUUCGACGACGAGCACGUCCCAACGCUCUUCCGGAAGAUCAAGUCCGGGAUCUUCCCCAUCCCGGAGUACCUGAACAAGAGUGUGGUCAGCCUGCUGUGCACCAUGCUGCAGGUGGACCCUAUGAAGAGGGCCAGCAUCGAGGACGUGAAGAAACACGAGUGGUUCCAGAAGGAUCUGCCCGGGUAUCUGUUCCCGUCGCCGGUUGAACAGGACAGCAGCGUAAUCGACACAGAAGCUAUAAGCGAAGUGUGUGACAAGUUCGGCGUGAAAGAGCACGAAGUGCACAACGCGCUGUUAAGUGGUGACCCCCACGACCAGCUCGCCAUCGCCUACCACCUCGUCAUAGACAACAAGAGGAUUGCUGACGAGGCUGCCAAAGCUGAGAUCAAGGACUUCUAUGUUGCCAGCAACUCGCCGCCAGCCGCGGUGACGGAGAGCGGCCGACCGCACCCGGAGAGGAUCGCUCCGCUGCGGGACAAGACCUCGCCGGUGCAGCCGCAGCAGGACAAGGCCCGCGGCACGCCCGUCAAGAGAGCUAAAUGGCACUUGGGCAUCCGUUCUCAGAGCAAGCCCAACGAUAUCAUGCUCGAGGUGUUCCGCGCCAUGAAGGCGCUCGACUACGAGUGGAAGGUCAUCAACCCCUACCACGUCAGGGUCCGCACACUAAACAAAAUGACAACCAAACACGUCAAGAUGUCGCUCCAGCUCUACCAAGUGGACUACAAGUCUUACCUCCUCGACUUCAAAUCCCUCUCCGGCGAGAAGGAGGAUUCCGAGGAGGACUUGGCUUCCCCCAUGGCGCCCCCACCUCCGAUGGCGCCGCCUUCUGCGAGCCUCCAGAAUCUGCAGCCGCAGGGACACCACACUAUGGAGUUCUUUGAGAUGUGUGCGGCGCUUAUUAUUCAGCUAGCUAGAUAGUUUCGGCAAAGAGAAUAGAGUGACGGAUUGUCAAAGUAAAUUAUGUAGCCACUGUAAAUUUACUGCCAUCUUUCGACAGAAUAAAACUGUUAGUACGCCAUUUGACUUUGAUCCUUAUUCUUUCACUGAUAUGUGUUAACUUAUUAAAUAUUAAUAUUAUCGCCAUCUACUCGACUAUAGGCCAAAGGUAUGGUGCAAUCUUUUCGAGCGAUCCCAUAACCUUCAGCUAGGGAAUGCAAAUCGGUUAUUUUCGGUUAUUUUUUGUAUGGAAAUGAUCGGUUAUUAACCGAAACCGCGGUUAUUUCCAUACAAAAAAUAACCGAUUUGCAUUCCCUACCUUCAGCCUACUCAAAUGGCGUUCUAACAGUUUUAAUCAUCUGUCGAAAGAUGGCAAUAAAUGUACUGUAGCUACAUAAUUUACCAUGACAGUAACUCUCUAUUUCAAAUUCUCUUUGGUUUCGGUUAUGACCUAUUCUUUGUUGGACAAACAGUUUUUUUCAACUUCAUACACUUCACCUGUCAAACAGCUACAAAUAAUAACUUAGGGUGGUAUUCCACCUGUCCAAUUUCUAUUACCAAUAUCAGUGCGUCUCACUUUCUCAUUAAAGCAAAAUGUGAGACGCAAUACACAUUGGACAAAGAAAUUGGAUAGGUGGAAUACCAACCAUAGUUGCAGUUAUGACGAAUCUUCUUAAUAUAGAAUAAAAUUAUAUUUUAAUCGUGCAUUGCUUUUUGGAUCAUAGUGUGGAUUAUCAUAGCUAGCAAGAUAAUAGCCUAGUCUGGACCCAAUGUUCCAAAUUUGGAACAUCUCACGAAAUAAAUUAUGUAUUAUGGCAACAGCAAA